GUCAUUUAGUAGGCAGGGAGCAACCCCUUCCAACCCUCUGCAGCGGACAGAGAGGCACAAAGCUCGCUCCCUACCCCCUCUCUCUUUCUUUCUCUCUCGCUCAUUCAGCAUCUCUCUCCUUUCGGAUCUUUAUGAAGCUUGUGCGCAGUCCGGAUCCCUGAGGUUUGCAGCCCCGGAGUCGGUUCGGUUUCCUCCUCCUCCUCCUCGCCUCUCGAUUCCGUCAAGCAAAUGGCAACGAAAAUCGACAAAGAAGCAUGCAGAGAAGCCUACAAUCUCGUAAGAGACGAUGGCACAGAUGUCAUCUGGGUGACUUUUAAGUAUGACGGUUCCACCAUUGUCCCUGGAGAUCAAGGAACGGAAUACCAAGGAUUUAUAAAGGAAUGUACAGAUGACAUUCGAUUGUUUGGGUUUGUCCGAUUUACUACUGGAGAUGCCAUGAGCAAAAGAGUGAAGUUUGCCCUAAUCACUUGGAUCGGUGAGAGUGUCAGUGGACUGCAGCGAGCAAAGACCGGGACGGACAAGACUCUGGUGAAAGAAGUAGUACAGAAUUUUGCCAAAGAAUUUGUGAUCAGUGACCCAAAGGAGCUGGAGGAAGACUUCAUCAAGAGUGAGCUGAAGAAAGCAGGAGGAGCAAAUUAUGAUGCUCAGACAGAAUAAACACCCCCUGCUUCAGCAGCAUCUGCCUGGACCAGGAAAGGGAAGAGCCCCGGCAAGCCACCGAACACCAAAACAGGGAGAUGAGAUGAGAUCACACUGCUUAUUUGUGGGCACAAAACUCCCUUCCCUGCUCCCCAGAAAGGACGUCCCUCCUCCACCUUCCGUCCAACAAAACCUUUCUUUUCUUAAAAUUAUUUUGUACGUGUACUCACAGACCUAUGCUGAUGCUUUGCCCUGGAUUAUUUUUUUCUUUAGGGUUUUGUUCUGAACCUCUCUGCUCCGCUGCAGUCUUUUUUUUUUAAUAGUAGCCUCUGCUUCAUUCUUUGAGGCCCACUCAUGCUUCCAUUUACCAACAAGAAAAAAACACUCCGGGAGCUGAGCACUAGGGGUUUAGUAGUUUCUGAUAUUCAUGCAAUAUAUUCACUUAUUUCCCCAAAGGUGUAGACAAAUUUGAUUCACUCUGGAUGCACCCAGUUAAAUUUACCAGAACAUAAAAGUGUUAAAUGGAAAUACGUUGCUUAGCAGUUAAAACAGUAUCUUCGACUCUUAAUAAACAGGAAGACAUUAAAUUUGCCUUAAAACUUGCUUGAUAGCUGCUCUGCUCUGUGCACUAUGCCUGUCCAAAAAUAAGCCUGCAAGUUUCUCUUGAUUGGAAUCUUGUUAUGCAAACCAGUAAAGGUGCAAACCUCUGGCACUGAGUCUUAUAACAAGCGGAUACUGGUUUUAUGACAUAUAAUUUGAAUUUGUUAAUGUGGCAGGGCAUUAAGAUGAAGGCCCAAGAUGUGAUUCAGAUGCCUGGUAAAUUUGUCUUGAGACAGGCCAAAGUAGCUGCUGCUGAGACUAGAAGCCUCUCCCUACCCCUUUUUUGUUAACUUUUACAAAAAUCAGUUUUAAGUCCCAACGCAGAUCGUUAUUGUCUUGGCUCAUGACCUAGAUAUGGAGCUUGGCUGUUCUGUUGGAACACCACCAUCCGUGUUUAGUAGCUUUAGCUCAGUUCUGGGAAUUUAAUGGUUAAAAAAAAAUUGGCAUGGGCUAAGAGACACAUUUCCUGUUUCCACAAACACACACAUAUCACUUAGGGAAAAACUGUACUGUAUUGGGGUUUGGGACAAAGUGAGCGCUAAAACAAUUUACAAAAAUAAAGAUUUUUUUUGGGUUUUUUUUCCAGAAA
Ornithorhynchus anatinus (platypus) is the source of this 1828-nucleotide messenger RNA. It is a transcript of the gene COTL1, whose product is annotated as coactosin like F-actin binding protein 1. Lineage: Eukaryota; Metazoa; Chordata; Mammalia; Monotremata; Ornithorhynchidae. Gene Ontology annotation, cellular component: plasma membrane; actin filament; cortical actin cytoskeleton. Gene Ontology annotation, molecular function: actin filament binding. The record is from RefSeq and is a predicted model, not a curated record. The transcript is spliced from 4 exons. Gene Ontology annotation, biological process: regulation of actin filament polymerization. The coding region runs from base 229 to 657 and encodes 142 amino acids.